Messenger RNA from Sardina pilchardus (European sardine), 1928 nucleotides. RefSeq names its product protein phosphatase 2, regulatory subunit B', beta (gene ppp2r5b). The record is from RefSeq and is a predicted model, not a curated record. Gene Ontology annotation, cellular component: protein phosphatase type 2A complex; nucleus; cytosol. The coding region runs from base 582 to 1928 and encodes 448 amino acids. The transcript is spliced from 12 exons. Lineage: Eukaryota; Metazoa; Chordata; Actinopteri; Clupeiformes; Clupeidae. Gene Ontology annotation, biological process: signal transduction; protein dephosphorylation. Gene Ontology annotation, molecular function: protein phosphatase activator activity.
UAUUGUGUAACCCUCUGUGGAGAAGAGAGACGACUGAUUUUGUUCUGAAUUUAUGAACACAUCGCCUUUAACAACAAGAAUACCGAAAUGCACGAGUAACUGGAAAGAUAAUCGGCUGGUUUGUUUUUUCUUUCUGCAUCUUCAUACACCUCAAUGAUCUUAAAUAUAUAAAUAAAGACCAAAUUUAGGCCGAUGACUUGCUGAUGACGCCAAUACGGCAAAGCCUCCACCAUAGUAGCGAUACAUGUGCGCCCUCCUGUUUCAACAUGGGAAUAUAAAUCUAUAUAAUUCGACUCUUUGUUUCUGAGAUGUAUCUAUUUUUAAAUCGAGCCCACUUAAACGGGUUUGCUAAAGCAGUCACCCUGGGCGAAUCGAAUUGAGCACCAAGUAUCAUUGGCUUCUUAUCAGCUUCAAAACAAGACCCUAGCCCGUUCAUUUAUUUUCUGAGUUGGUUUAUUAUUAACCAUCACAGUCAGACCAAUCGCCGAAAAGGACUUUAUUUUUUUUACGGUGGCCACUUAUUGUCAAGUGCAUAACGACUCCCCCUGGUUGCAUCCUCCGAAAGCAUCAUCACUGCAGCGAUGGAGACUCCCACGAAGCUGCCUCCUUCCAGCCCUUCUUCACCUACUACGGGCUUCUCGGUGCCCAGCGCGGAGAAAGUGGAUGGCUUUCCCCGUCGCUCAAUGCGUCGUGCACGGCAGCGACGGUCGCACAGCUCCUCACAGUUCCGUUACCAGAGCUCUCAAGUGGAGCUCACGCCGCUGCCUUUACUGAAAGAUACACCUGUGGCCGAGCUGCACGACCUGUUCUGUAAGAAGCUGCAGCAGUGUUGUGUGCUCUUUGACUUCCUGGACUGCGUGGCCGACCUCAAGGGCAAAGAGAUCAAACGCGCCGCCCUCAAUGAGCUGGUGGAGAGCCUGGCCACCAACAGAGGGGUCCUGAUCGAGCCCCUCUACCCCGAAAUCAUCAAGAUGAUUUCGGUGAAUAUCUUUCGAACACUGCCACCCAGCGAGAACCCUGAGUUUGACCCAGAGGAAGAUGAACCUACAUUGGAGGCCUCCUGGCCUCACCUACAGCUGGUGUACGAGUUCUUUUUACGGUUCCUCGAGAGUCCAGACUUUCAGCCUUCCAUGGCCAAGCGUUACAUUGACCAGAAGUUUGUCCUUCAGUUAUUGGAGUUAUUUGACAGUGAGGACCCAAGGGAAAGGGAAUACCUGAAAACUAUUCUGCACCGUGUCUAUGGCAAGCUGCUCGGCCUUCGAGCCUAUAUCCGCAAACAGAUCAACAACAUCUUCCUCAGGUUUAUAUAUGAAACUGAGCAUUUCAAUGGUGUUGCAGAACUGCUUGAGAUUCUAGGCAGUAUCAUAAAUGGCUUUGCUCUGCCUUUGAAGUCGGAGCACAAGCAGUUCCUGGUGCGGGUGCUGAUCCCUCUUCACACGGCCAAAUCUCUCUCCAUCUUUCACGCACAGCUGGCGUACUGUGUCGUCCAGUUCAUGGAGAAAGACGCCACGGUUACAGAAUCGAUCAUCCGAGGACUGCUCAGAUACUGGCCAAAGACAUGCACCCAGAAAGAGGUCAUGUUCCUGGGGGAGAUUGAGGAGAUCCUGGAUGUGAUUGAGCCGUCCCAGUUCAUUCGGGUCCAGGAGCCGCUCUUCAAACAGAUCGCCGCCUGCAUCUCCAGCCCCCACUUCCAGGUGGCUGAGCGGGCUCUGUACUUCUGGAAUAAUGAGUACAUUCUGAGUCUGAUCGAGGAGAACUGUCAGGUGAUCCUGCCUCUGGUCUUUUCCACCCUCUACAGAGUCUCCAAAGAGCAUUGGAAUCAGACAAUUGUCUCUCUCAUCUACAAUGUCCUGAAGACCUUUAUGGAGAUGAAUAGCAAGCUCUUUGAUGACCUCACUGCCUCCUACAAAGUGGAGAAACAGAAGUGA